AUGGAUCUGUGCCAUGACUGUCACGAUUUUGCCCGGGCCAUUUCUCAGAGACUCAGGUCAUGGCCUGGGCUGGAUUCUUUCUCGAAUGUCGACAGGCUGCGGGCGGAAUCGCAGAACUGCCGACUGUGUAAAAUGAUAUAUGAUUACACAUUCGCCGAUGCCCAGAAAGCAGUACCAUAUCAGUGUUCAGAACUCUUCUACAGGCCAUGCUAUGAUAAUCCAUUUAGCAUCCCAAUUACUUCCGUGGAACUUUCCAUCCAUAAACAGAGUAGCAUCAAAAUAGCCGUAUGGAGCGAUGAAGGCUCAGCGGCUGCCCUCUCUGGAAAGUUUUGCACAGAGCCGCCUCUACCAAGCGACAACUGUCCGGAGGCGUUCGCUUUCAUCAGAUCUUGGAUUCAGAAAUGCUCUCAAGAGCAUGAUUUAUGUAAAGGCACAUUCUCUAAGUCCUGUCUAGAUGAGGUUGCGGGUCCAAAACUUCCUACCCGAAUAUUGGACGUUGGGCCCCUAAAUCAUGAGUCGGUUUCUCUCUUUGAAACCAACGGCCAGCGAGGGGAAUUCUGCGCGCUCAACUACUGUUGGGGCCCAGAAGGUACACAAACUCUAAUGACGACGAGGGAUUCCAUCAAAGAUCAUCGGAAAGGCAUUCAAUUCAGCAGUCUGCCAAAGACCUUUCAAGAUGCCGUCAUUAUUACACGUGAGCUUGAUAUUCGUUAUCUCUGGAUCGACAGCCUUUGCAUCAUACAAGGAGACGAGAGCGACUGGAAGAGAGAGUCUGACACAAUGGCAGAAAUUUACCAGAACGCAUUCCUGGUGAUAGCGGCUUCAGGAGCUGCAAACCCAAAAGAAGGCUGCUUUUCGACCGAAUCCAGAUGCCAAACUGCUGUAGAAGUUCCAUAUUAUUCAGCGGAAGGGCAGGCGGCUGGCUCUAUAAAGCUUUCGAUGCGUAUCCGUGGCGAAGAAUCACCAUAUUGGGGGCCACUGUCUGAAAGAGGAUGGGCUUUCCAGGAGUGGAUUCUGGCACGGAGAGUUUUGCAUUACAUGCCGCAGGGCAUAACAUGGAAAUGCAAGAUGUUCGAGUCUGGUGAAAGAGAUGACUAUGAUAUGGGACAGUACUGUGAUUCAUGGGAGGAUAUGCUGGACUAA
Molecule: messenger RNA, 1143 nt
Organism: Trichoderma harzianum CBS 226.95
Lineage: Eukaryota; Fungi; Ascomycota; Sordariomycetes; Hypocreales; Hypocreaceae
Exons: 2
Coding region: 1-1143 (380 amino acids)
Source: RefSeq, a predicted model, not a curated record